This is a messenger RNA of Myodes glareolus (Bank vole), 1763 nucleotides long. The record is from RefSeq and is a predicted model, not a curated record. NCBI's taxonomy places the organism in Eukaryota, Metazoa, Chordata, Mammalia, Rodentia, Cricetidae.
AGACAACAAACAUCAAGGUUAACUAUCCACCUACGGAAGUGGCCACGGCAGAGUAAAGACAUUCAUUAGGGGAAAAUGUCACCCACUUACGGAUAAUUCUCAAUGAGCUAGCAAACACCGUUUUGCUAGGAGAGGCAGAGUUUCCCCUAGAGACACCCUAAUGUCGCAUAUAUAAACCAGUCCUCACCCAGUAGGGCAUUCACCCUCGGAGCAACACUCCCGCGUAAGCACAAUGUCCGUUCGCUUCUCCUCCGCAUCCAGACGGCUGGGCUCCGUGAGGCUUUCCGGCACCGGAGCUGCCUUGGGGGCUGGAAAUGCGUGCGGAGUGCCAGGCAUCGGAAGUGGUUUCUCCUGCGCCUUUGGAGGCAGUUCCUCGGCAGGAGGGUUCGGUCUGGGCAGUGCUUCUUGUGGGGCCUUUACAACGAACGAGCAUGGGCUCCUGUCAGGCAAUGAGAAGGUGACCAUGCAGAACCUCAACGACCGCCUGGCCUCCUACCUGGAGAAUGUACAAGCCCUAGAAGAGGCCAACGCUGACCUGGAGCAGAAGAUCAAGGACUGGUAUGAAAAAUUUGGACCUGGUUCAUGCCGUGGUCUGGAUAAUGACUACAGUAGAUACUUCCCCAUCAUUGAUGACCUCAGAUCCCAGAUCAUCUCCGCCACCGCAAACAACGCCAACAUCGUCCUGCAAAACGACAACGCGAGACUGACGGCUGAUGACUUCAGAAUGAAGUACGAAAGUGAACUGGCGCUUCACCAGAGUGUGGAUGCAGACAUCAAUGGCUUGCGAAGGGUCCUGGAUGAGCUGACCCUGUGCAGAACUGACCUCAAGGUUCAGCUGGAAACACUCACGGAGGAGUUGGCGUACCUCAAGAAGAACCAUGAGGAGGAAAUGCAGGCUCUGCAGUGCGCAGCGGGAGGCAAUGUGAACGUGGAGAUGAACGCGGCCCCUGGUGUGGAUCUCACCGUCCUGCUGAACAACAUGCGAGCCGAAUACGAGGCUCUGGCUGAGCAGAACCGCAGGGACGCCGAGGCUUGGUUCCAGGAAAAGAGCGCCACCCUGCAGCAGCAGAUUUCAAACGAUGCGGGAGCCACCACCUCAGCCAGGAACGAACUUACUGAGAUGAAACGGACCCUCCAAACCCUGGAGAUAGAACUGCAGUCCCUCUUGGCCAUGAAACACUCGCUGGAGUGCUCCCUGACCGAGACCGAGGGCAACUACUGCACACAGCUGGCUCAGAUCCAGGCUCAGAUCAGCGCCCUGGAGGAGCAGCUGCACCAGGUCAGGACCGAGACCGAGGGCCAGAAGCUGGAAUACGAGCAGCUGCUGAAUGUCAAGGCCCACCUGGAGAAGGAGAUCGAGACCUACUGCCGCCUCAUCGACGGAGACGAGGGUUCUUGUGUUAAGUCAAAAGGCCAAGGAGGACCCGGAAAUCAGACAAAGGAGCCAUCUAAAACCGCCAUCGUUAAAACUGUUGUUGAAGAGUUAGAUCCCCGUGGCAAGGUUCUCUCCUCCAGAAUUCAUACCCUGGAAGAAAAAUCUACCAAAGUUAACAAGAAUGAGCAAAGAAAGGAUGUCUUCUUGAACUCCACUGCCUAAAAUGAAGAGCCCUACUUUAAAAUACCAAAUCUAAACGGUUUUCCAAAAUAGGACCCUCUUAUGUUUCUGCUUCUCUCCCAGUGAGUGAAGACAAACCUUUUAGACUAGUGACAUUUCUUUGGCUUUCUCUCUGAUGGUGUUUCAAUAAAUGUCUUCCUGUUGCAAG